This is a messenger RNA of Debaryomyces hansenii CBS767, 1335 nucleotides long. Its product is annotated as pseudouridine synthase. The coding region runs from base 1 to 1335 and encodes 444 amino acids. The record is from RefSeq and is a predicted model, not a curated record. Gene Ontology annotation, biological process: mRNA pseudouridine synthesis; tRNA pseudouridine synthesis. Gene Ontology annotation, cellular component: nucleus; cytoplasm. The transcript has a single exon. Gene Ontology annotation, molecular function: RNA binding; pseudouridine synthase activity. Lineage: Eukaryota; Fungi; Ascomycota; Pichiomycetes; Serinales; Debaryomycetaceae.
AUGCUUAAGAGGGCCAUUAGUUAUAUCUGGAAUGCAGAGAAGACCCAAGUGGCUCGUUCUAUGGAAUAUGAAAGGUGGUCAAAAACACAAUUAAUAGAGAAAAUCAGAGAAUUAGAAUCUAGAAAUGAAAAUGAAACAGCUAUGACUAACGAUAAUAGUGAAAAUAACGAUAUUAAACCCGAUGAGAAGAAUAACAAACGUUUAAGUAAAAACAAACCUAAGGAGUUUGAUUUUUCAAAAUAUAACAAGCGUUUUAUUGCAUUAAGAUUUGCAUAUGUAGGAUGGGACUACAACGGGUUGAAUUUCCAGUACGAACCAACACCAUUACCUACUGUUGAAGAAGAAAUAUUGAAAGCGUUAGCGAAAUCUAAGUUGAUAACACAAGUAGACCCCGCUUGCUGCAAUUUCAGUCGUUGUGGUAGAACUGACAAAGGUGUGAGUGCCAUGAAUCAAGUAAUUUCUUUAGAUGUAAGAUCAAAUUUGAUACCAGAAGAUCAGCUUUCUAGCAGUAAUGAUGAUAAGGAGUUGCCGUAUCUUGCUAUAUUGAACUCCUUAUUGCCUACUGAUAUUCGGAUCACAGCUGUUUGCUUGAGGCCACCGCCUAAGUUUGAUGCCCGUUUCAGUUGUUCUUACAGACAUUAUCGUUAUAUUUUUAGAAAAUAUGAUUUGGAUUUAGACUUGAUGCAAGAGGGUGCUAAAAGAUACGAAGGAGUUCGUGACUUUAGAAAUUUCUGUAAAAUAGAUGGCUCUAAGCAAAUUACUAACUAUAAGAGAGAAGUUCUUAGUGCCAAUAUAAUUCAUCUCCGAGAUGAUUUCUACAUAUUUGACUUGAAAGGGAGUGCAUUCUUAUGGCACCAAGUUCGUUGUAUGAUGGCAGUUUUAUUUGCAGUGGGCCAGAAAUUGGAAGCUCCGUCGAUUAUAGAUGAUUUAGUGGAUGUUGAAAAAUUCCCUGGUAAGCCAUCGUUUGAAAUGGCCAAUGAUGUGCCACUUGUGUUAUACGAUUGUGUGUUCCCAGAAAUGGAAUGGUUGGAUAUUCAGCACUUCAAAAAUAAUACUGGAAAAAUCUUCAAAGAUAAUGCAAAUAUGAGAGGAUUGGUAUUUGACUAUGAUGUAAAGGCACAUAUUGUAGAAAUGAUGCAAAGCUUCUCUAGUCAGGAUACUACCAACUUAAAAUCUUUACCCGGGUCAGGACAUAUUAAUGUUGGAGAUGGCGUAGGUCGUAAUUUCAGAAAGUAUGUACCAAUAGCUAAAAGAGAACUAGCCGAAACAUUCGAGCUGGUCAAUUCUAGAUAUACCGAAAAGAAGAAGCGUAAGCUUCAACUGGCUACUGAGUAG